Molecule: messenger RNA, 1608 nt
Organism: Penicillium longicatenatum
Lineage: Eukaryota; Fungi; Ascomycota; Eurotiomycetes; Eurotiales; Aspergillaceae
Product: MFS general substrate transporter
Exons: 2
Coding region: 1-1608 (535 amino acids)
Biological process (GO): transmembrane transport
Molecular function (GO): transmembrane transporter activity
Source: RefSeq, a predicted model, not a curated record
AUGUCAGACCCCAAGCCCCAUCUGGAUAGCCCCGAGGCUCAGCACUCAGACAAUGCACUAAGCUCUAGUGACCCAUCGGACGAUGACUUGGUGCCCCAAACUGAGAAGACCGAAAAGGGUGGCAUCGCCCCCGAUGGUCCUCGCGAGCUCAAGGAAACAGAGUGCUACGAAGCACUGGCUUACUCUUGGCCUCGAUGGAAGAAAUGGAUGUACCUCAUGGCGAUUGCCUUCGUCCAGGUGUCCAUGAACUUCAACACCUCCGUCUUCCCCAAUGCAGUAAAACCUCUGUCAAAAGCCUUCGAUAUCAGUCAACAGGAAGCGCGAACUGGUCAGAUGGCCUACCUGGUCACAUAUUCAAUUGGAUGUGAGCUCUGGGCACCGUGGAGUGAGGAGUUUGGUCGCUGGCCGAUCCUCCAGCUCUCCAUGUUCCUGAUCAACAUCUGGCAACUCCCUGCUGCACUGGCUCCUAACUGGGGGUCCAUUGUUGUUGCUCGUGCCUUGGGUGGAAUUUCCACUGCCGGUGGUAGUGUCACUCUUGGUUUGAUUGCCGAUCUCUACGAGCCUGAUGAGCAGCAAUUUCCGCUGGCAUUCAUCGUGUUCUCCUCCUGUAUCGGAACUAGUAUUGGUGGUGUCAUCGGUGGUCCGAUCGAGCGCUUCCUGGAUUGGCAGUGGUUCUUCUGGAUCCAGCUCAUUUUCGGAGCUGUCACCCAAGCAAUCAUCUUUUUCAUGCCCGAAAGUCGCUCGACAAUUCUGAUUGACAAAGAAGCGAAGCGCCGCCGGAAGACUGGAGAAGACCCGAACGUUUACGGACCCAAUGAACUGAAGAAGCCUCGCGUCUCCCUCAAGGAGGCUGGCAAAAUCUGGAUUCGACCCUUCCACAUGCUUUUGCGCGAGCCCAUUGUAUUCUGUCUGUCUCUUCUCUCCGGAUUCUCCGACGCGCUCAUCUUCACCUUCCUGGAGAGCUUCACUACCGUUUACGAGCAAGGAUGGGGCUUCGGAAUCUUGGCUUGUGCUUGGGCCGUUAUCCCAAUCAAUCUCGCCUACCUUUUAACAUACAUCUCCUACUUCCCUUGGUUCGCGAGAGACGAACACCUUCGGAAAAAGCAUGGCAACGAGGCAAUCCCACCCGAGCGCCGUCUCAAAUGGCUCCUUUGGCUGGCUCCCUUCGAGCCGAUUGGUCUGUUUGGUUUUGCCUGGACCUCCUUCGGCAAAGAGCGCGGUAUUCCGUGGAUCGCAUCCAUGAUUUUCUCCACCAUGGUCGGAAUUGCAAAUUAUGCGAUCUAUCUAUCGUCCGUGGAUUAUAUGAUCGCCUCAUAUGGUGUAUACUCAGCUUCUGCUUGCGGUGGCAAUGCCUUCGCUCGUGAUCUGCUGGCCGGUAUCUCAGCAAUGUACGCCACCCCAAUGUACAGCAACAUUGGCGACAAAUGGCAUGUUCAAUAUGCCAGUACGAUCUUGGGUUGCUUGUCUUGUCUCGUUGUGGCCCCUAUCUAUCUAUUUUACUGGAAGGGUCCGCAGAUUCGCGACAAGAGUAAAUUCGCCAAGUCUCUCGCUGCUGACCGAACUCAAAAUGGUGGCCGACGAGUCAGCAGGCCCUCAUUUGAGCCUUGA